AUCACUCCUUAUCGUGGUGAAAUUCUGACUUGAUGCGCCAUAUAAGACAUAAAAUUAAUUUUUCUUAUUUCAAUUCUCGUUGAAGUCACAAAGGAAUAACGACUCUAAAAACUAUCAACAUGAAUAUCAUCAUUCUUUUAAUACUUUUUAUUUUGCAAACUGUAAGGUAUUCUGCACUUGGAAGUCUAGUUACGCAAACAAAAUGCAGUAAUUGCCAGCCUAAUCUAUCAAUACCUGAAACCCCUUCACUCAAUGCUAGUGGCGAUGAAAACGAAGACCUCGAAAAAUUUACAUUAUCGACAAUAAUAUCCCAUGACAAUGGCAUUACGUUAUCGUCGAAAAUAAUGGCAGAUGGCCCGACAACAGCAUCUGCAUCAACAUUUCAAACGGUUGCACCUAUUCUGCUGUUAACAACAUCACACUUGGAAUCUACUGUAUACAAUCGAGUCUACUCUACGCCAAGAACUUCCACUAAAAAACUCAAUUCAACUAAAAAUUCAAAAGACGUCGAGCUUUUUAUUCUUAUACCUUUGAUUUUGAUUGCUUUGACACUGAUGUCAGUUGCAUUGGUUUUGUUGUUACUAAUUCAAAAAUACAGGACGAAGAAUCGCCGUAGCCUUGGAGUGUAAAAUGCUUAUAAAAUUAGAUGAAA
Messenger RNA from Bradysia coprophila, 652 nucleotides. RefSeq lists its product as uncharacterized. Lineage: Eukaryota; Metazoa; Arthropoda; Insecta; Diptera; Sciaridae. The record is from RefSeq and is a predicted model, not a curated record.